AUGUCAAACUUUGUUUCAAGUUGGGCUAAAAACAUUGUCACCCUGCCUGAAAAUUAUGUAAUGCCACCUGAUAAAAGGCCUAAUGAACAUGUCUCAAUUGGUAACAAUAUUCCAGUAAUUGAUCUAGCAAAAGCAUCAUCAAGCACAGUUAAUCAUGCUGAAUUAGUCCAAGAAAUACUAAAAGCUAGUCAAGAAUUUGGUUUAUUUCAGAUCAUAAACCAUGGAGUAUCUGAGAAACUGAUGGAUGAUGUGAUGGAUUUAUUCAAGGAGUUAUUCGACAUGUCUGUCGAGAUGAAGGAUAAGUUAUUCUCUGAGGAUUCAAAUAAGAGUUGUAAAGUGUUUGGAAAUCGAUAUAUCAAUGGAGAUAUUCGUUACUGGAGAGAUCUUCUCAUACAACCUGUGUUUCCCAUUCAAGAAGACACACAACAUUGGCUCGAAAAUCCAGCUAGAUAUAGGGAACUGGUUGAAACAUAUUCAACUGAAGUGAGGAAGUUAUGCACGACGAUAGUGGAGCUGAUAGGUGAAGGACUGGGAGUAGAAUUAGGGGAGGAAAUGAUCAAAGACCAAGCCCUGGGGGCUAACUAUUACCCACCUUGUCCAGACCCAAGUUCAGCCAUGGGUUCGCCUCCUCAUUGCGAUCCCAACAUCAUUACCUUCCUUCAACAGCAAGUUUAUGGACUUCAAAUCUUCAAAGAUGGUCACUGGAUUGGUGUUCAUCCACUUCCCUAUGCAUUCGUUGUCAUCAUUGGUUACCAGAUGCAGAUUAUCAGCAACAAUAAGCUAGUAGCUUGUGAACACCGUGCAGUUACAAAUUCAGAAAGUGGUCGAAUAACACUAGGGACCUUUGUUUCUCCCGCUGGAGAUUGUGUAGUGGAACCAGCAAAGGCUCUUGUCAAUGGUGACAGUCCUGCACUCUAUCGCGCCUUCAAAUAUGAGGAGUUCAUGAGUGACUUUAUGGCCGGAAAGGAACCACAUAAGACAUUGACACUAAACAACAUUAGUUAA
Messenger RNA from Solanum stenotomum, 1005 nucleotides. RefSeq names its product hyoscyamine 6-dioxygenase-like. The record is from RefSeq and is a predicted model, not a curated record. Bases 1 to 1005 code for a protein of 334 amino acids. The transcript is spliced from 4 exons. Lineage: Eukaryota; Viridiplantae; Streptophyta; Magnoliopsida; Solanales; Solanaceae.